AUAAAAGCUGAAGAUUUUCCUUAAAAAUCAGUCUAACCCUCGUCUUCUCUACUAGAUAGACCAUCAAACAAUCAACCGGAAAUGCCGAAGUCGAAGAGUCAGAAGAACAAGCUUCGCCCUCGUGACUCAAAAGGGCGUUUCACUCCGCUUGCCAAGGCAAAGAGAACCGUCGUGAGCCGUUCCCGCUCCAGAUCCAGAAGCGCUUCUCGUGGAGCUCGUCAAAGCCGUAGCGUUGGAAGACCAAUGAGUCGCAGAAACUCAGUCCGCUCGAUCUCAACCCACACUGCCAAAUCGCCGAGUUUGGUUCUCGUCAUCAGCGGCUCUCCAUCACCUCGUCGUCGUCGUCCGUCAACCCGCCGUUCGUCGUCUCGUCGCUCGGUUGUGAGAAGCGUCUCCCGUGGAUCCAAGGGCCGUCGUUCAUCUUCUCGUGGAUCGGUGUAUGGACGCACAGGACGCUCUCGUUCGUCCAAGCGUUCUCGCUCCAGAAGCCGCCCAAGGACUCGCUCAGGAUCCCGCUCUUCAUCACGCUCUCGUUCCGGCUCCCGCAGAAGCUCCCGCCGCCGCUCUCGUCAUCGCUCAUCUUCGAAGGCUCGUGGACGUCGUGCGUCGACUGCAAAGAAGACUCCUGCCAAAAGACGUAGCCGCAGCAGAAGCCAGCAGAAGGUGAAACGCUCGAUGAGCCGCAAAGGUUGAACGGAUUGAGAUGGAACUGAAUAACUUGUGAAAAGAAAAUAAAUGUAUUGUGUGAUGUG
Caenorhabditis elegans is the source of this 752-nucleotide messenger RNA. It is a transcript of the gene spch-3, whose product is annotated as SPerm CHromatin enriched. The transcript is spliced from 2 exons. The record is from RefSeq and is marked reviewed. The coding region runs from base 82 to 693 and encodes 203 amino acids. NCBI's taxonomy places the organism in Eukaryota, Metazoa, Nematoda, Chromadorea, Rhabditida, Rhabditidae.